This is a messenger RNA of Paramecium tetraurelia, 801 nucleotides long. RefSeq lists its product as uncharacterized. NCBI's taxonomy places the organism in Eukaryota, Ciliophora, Oligohymenophorea, Peniculida, Parameciidae. The transcript is spliced from 2 exons. The record is from RefSeq and is a predicted model, not a curated record.
AUGGAUGUACGACUUCUUAAAUAUGAUAUUUUUGCAUCUCCACUUAUACAUAAGCCUUCAAAGGGUUAUGUCCCAAAAUUUGGUGAUAGAAGCUUAACUUCAUUGCUGAAGUAUAAAAAUGAAACAAUAAAAUAACCAAUCCAUUCAAAGAUAUUUAAACCGUAUGGAGAGGAAUCGGAAACUAAUACCUAAUAAGCUAUGUAUACAACUGCAAAGUUGUCUUAUUCUAGUUCUGUGAAAAAUAUCAAUAAAUUUCCAGAAGUUCAAUUAGAUCCAAAGGCUGUUAAAUUGCUUGGAUAGGGAAGACAUUACUUGAGAAGUGAGUAUCAAACAAAAAGAAAAAUGCAGGAAGAGAAAUAAAAUCAGUAUCAAAAGAAUCACUCAUCUGAUUAUUUGAUGCAAAACAUACAACUGAAGUUUUGUGAGAAAUCUGUAAAAUCAUAAUUCAAAGCAAAUCUAAUUUUCUUCAAGAAAACAAAAAAUGUCACAGCGUAGAUUUAAUUGUUGAAAAAGGAGGAAGAAAAGAAAUAAACACCUGAAAUAAAGAAUGAGAAUUAUGAUUCAAGAUAAAGAAAAAUAUAAAUACCUUCUUAGAAACAAUAGCAUACAGAUCAUUCUAUGUUUUCCAGCACUUUCAGAGAUAACUUUUUGAAGAGCCAAAGAAGCAAUAUGCAUCCAAAACCGAUUAGUUAAGAGAAAUCUACAAGACAAGGACACAAGAAGACUCAGUCUGUCUAUUAAAUGGAAGAAGUAAACAAAGAAGUGCCUCUUAUUAGCAAUAAUUAUCAACCUAAUAAUUGA